UAGACACUCGGCAAGACAACAAGAGAGAGAGAGACAGAGAGAGAGAGAGAGAAAGAGAGAGAGAAAGAGAGAGGGGGGGGGCUUCCUGUGUGCAACCGAGAGCUGUUGAUCAGAAAGCCAAGUGUGCAAAAGAUCUGAUAGCUGAGAAGGCGGGUGGAUGUCAGCGGCUCCUCAACUUGGAAGACACAGAAAAGAAGAGCGGUGAAAAUACCAACGGACGUCAGAAGCAGCUCGGUGAAGAUAGAAACUCUGAAACCUCGGAAGAACACAGCUAGCUCUCACCUGCUGCUGCUCUGAUCGGCUGGAGCUGUUCCCACCUAAAGAGCCCGCUCUUCUAUUUCCCUUGCUCUCGGUGUCUCUACACUCCCUGGCAGGCUCUACUUUCUGCAAACUUUUUUUUCCUUUUUGUAAUUUGAGCGGAUUUCCACCCCCCCCUUAAGUUAGGCAGACAACCAGUCGCUCUGCUGUCUUAUCCCACACGCCCCCUCCCUUUCUGCGGUUUCCCUCUUGCCCAUCAGAGGACAGAAGGCAGAGAAGUAGAGAGAGGCAGCGAUGCUUCAAGAGGAUUAACUGUAGCCGCCGAAACUUGGAAGGAAGUCUCUGGGAAUCCAGACUCAGUCUCGCUCCUCACUCUCUCGAGUUGAAUGAGUGGCGAUGUGCAGCAAAGCGUUUCUCGCCCUGCUGCUUUAUGGGCUGGUUAUGCACUGCAGCGUCUACUGCUCACCUGCUGCUGCCGCUGCUGCUGCUGGACUUCAGUACCCCGCGCUGAGGCUGGAAGAUGAAAUGUACGACGAAGAGGGCAACACUCUUUCGGACUAUGCCUUUGACAGCGAACCCCUCAGUAUAGCCGACCCUUCCUCCAUGCUGGACGACAUGUACACUUUGUAUUACCCGCCGGACAAAAGGCGUGCAGAUGGGCUACUUAACAAAGCGUACAGGAAAGUGCUGAACCAGUUGUCUGCAAGGAAGUAUCUGCAUUCUCUGAUGGCCAAGCGGGUGGGUGGGGCCAGUAGCCUGGAGGACGACUCAGAACCCCUUUCCAAAAGGCACUCGGAUGGCAUAUUCACAGACAGUUACAGCCGCUACCGAAAACAAAUGGCUGUCAAGAAAUACUUGGCAGCAGUCCUGGGUAAAAGGUAUAAACAAAGAGUUAAAAACAAAGGACGGCGAGUAGCUUAUUUGUAGCGAUGAGCUCCCAACCACUCCUGUGUACACAAGAGUCCCCCGGGGAAAAAAAUCUGAGAGAGGACCACCCCACCCCCAAAGUCAUUUCCAAACUGACUGAUCAAUCACCACUCUCCUAUGUUAUCUAAACAUGUAUUUAUGUAUGAAGUAAAGCCAUUAAAUGACUAUUUUGAUAAUAAUACUGUUUUUCUUUUGUACAAAAAAAUUAAAUUAAGAGUAAGCACUAGAGAAACGCACAGAUCUACUUUGUGGACCAACCCUUUAAAUAAAUAGAUAUAAAAUAAUAAAUAUUGGAUAAGGAUGCAUAGUGAUAGAGCUUUCCCCAACCAGAUUCCCAUCAAAUGUGCUUGAUUACAACUCCUAUCAUCCCCAGACAGCUACCUUACUGUUUGAAAGAUAGUGAUUUGAGUAAAACUCUGGGGUAGUGAACAGACCUGAGGAAUAGGCCUUUAGUGGUUAGCUAUGCACAAAAACAAAACAAAACCCCGAGGGCAUUCCUCUAAACUUAUGUUUUUUAAUAAAAUAGAAGAGAUAGAGAGUAAGAGGGAGACAAUCAUUGCUUUGAAUAUGAUUCCUAUUUUUGUAAUGGAAAAUAAAGGAGAGUAUUUUUUUAUUUAUGACAGGGUUGAAAGAAUAACUGUUCUCCACUUGCACAUUCAGAAAAAAUUAUUCUUUUCCUAGGGGUUUAGGUGCUCUCUUGAGUAGAGAGCAUCUUUGGCCGCUGGGAGUCUUUCCCGAAAAGUCCUUGGCCAUUACUCCCCUCCCCAUCUCGGGCUAGAGAAGGCAUUGCCUUACUUCCUAAGGAUCAGUCUGCCCACCCUUCCCACCCCACCCCAUUCAUGAAGAGUUUACUCGGGACUGCGCAAUAUGCAGUAUGAAUCAGCUUGCUGCCUUCUAGUCUUUUUGGGGGAGACGCUCCUCCUCCCACUCAGCAGAUCUUCCUGCUACUUAGAAACUAUGGGAGAACUAGCCCAUUUCAGUCCGCUUAAAGAUUUAGGGCUCAGUACUGUACAGCACUGCAGCUGUUCAGUGAGUAAGAGGAAAUGUACCCACAUGCAUUUUUCAGGGAAAGGUACCGUGGGGGAAGCCCUUCCUCCAAACCGUAAGAGUAGGUUGGUUUCUAAGUGCGUUUGCGCACACGGACCUAUUCGUACUUUCCUUUUCUAGAAAUAACUACAGGAGUUAGAAAGCUUCCCUUAAAAAACGGGAGAAAGGUCUCUUCCUCAGUCCUUCUGAGUUUUGGACUGACGCAAUCCAGGCUCCAAGUCCAAUAAAUUGGUUCUCUCGCUUCCGCGCAAUGAAGCGGACGGCAACACUUGGGAGGGGCAGAAAGAAAUGCUCCACCGCUAGAAAACCAGUUCAUCAGGGAGAUGGAAUCCAGACGGGACCCUUCGCCUUGCUGGACUCGUUUUCUAGCAAGGCACGAAAUAAUCCGAGGGGACACCCCAAAAUCCGCACCGUGUUAUCUUCCAGCCCUCCCCAGAGAUUUAAGCCCCCCCCCCCGCGCUACAAAGGAUCCCGUGCACCUCUCCAGUGCUGCCCAGGCUCCCUCGCAUCUUGCUCUAUUGGCCGGCCUUUUCUCUUUGGAAUCGCCCCUCCGGGCCUGGCCAGGGGGAGCCACAUUUUCCGCCUUCGGUGUUGCCCGUAGAUUUUACCCAUCCCUUCCCUCAUGGCCUCUCUCGCAAUGUUGUGUUUUCCAUCCGGGUCAUUUCAGUUUGUUUUGGCUUGAAAACAACAACGAACAAAUUAUAUUGUGAACGCCUCAGGCAUUUUUUGAGUUUUGUUAUGACGCGAGCUCUGAUUGUAAGACCGUUUCAGGCCCC
Thamnophis sirtalis is the source of this 3008-nucleotide messenger RNA. RefSeq names its product adenylate cyclase activating polypeptide 1 (gene ADCYAP1). Gene Ontology annotation, molecular function: peptide hormone receptor binding; pituitary adenylate cyclase activating polypeptide activity; neuropeptide hormone activity. Gene Ontology annotation, biological process: adenylate cyclase-activating G protein-coupled receptor signaling pathway; neuropeptide signaling pathway; positive regulation of ERK1 and ERK2 cascade. NCBI's taxonomy places the organism in Eukaryota, Metazoa, Chordata, Lepidosauria, Squamata, Natricidae. The record is from RefSeq and is a predicted model, not a curated record. Gene Ontology annotation, cellular component: extracellular region; neuron projection; perikaryon.